Messenger RNA from Pieris napi, 3550 nucleotides. RefSeq names its product exportin-6 (gene ebo). The transcript has 21 exons. The record is from RefSeq and is a predicted model, not a curated record. Lineage: Eukaryota; Metazoa; Arthropoda; Insecta; Lepidoptera; Pieridae. Gene Ontology annotation, biological process: protein export from nucleus. The coding region runs from base 376 to 3471 and encodes 1031 amino acids. Gene Ontology annotation, molecular function: nuclear export signal receptor activity.
AAUAUUUGCUAAGGCGUAGGUCAAUGUGAACCACAGAAUACUUAUUUUCUGUUAAAAUAGUCCAACCGAUAACGAAAGUGAUAACUGACAAGUAUACUAUAUACUAAUAUCUAAUCUGUGAGUGAUAGCGAAGAGAUAAUAAUAAUAUAAUCACAAUAAUUAAAUUAUAAACUAAAGACGGAAUGUAAUUUUGGGAGGGUCUCUUUUCGAUUUACGAAUAAUGGCAUGAAACUGAAACCCUUAUAACUUAAAGUUAUAUACCUAUAAUUUAUCAUUACGUUUCAAUAAUUCUAUCAUACAACCUAACAAUACCUGGUAAUUGUAAAAUUCUAAUUGUUAUGAAGCGAAAAAAUAUAUGAAAAUACAGAAAUAAUCAUGAGUAAUUUUGAAAGUACAGAGGCCCUUGCCUCCUUGGAAAUGGUUAUGUUAGAGUUUAAUGCACCUACUACAAAUAAUUUUAGAAAAAGAGAAAUUGAGUUGAUGCUUGAAAGUUUUUUUAAUAAUAGAGAAUCAUGGAAACAUUGUUUGUUAUUUUUGCAAAAAUCUCAGAACCAAUAUGUGCUUAUGCUAAUAUUAACUACUCUUGAGAACAUUAUCAACAGACAGUGGUAUUAUUUAAGUGAUGAUGAGAAAGUUGAAAUUAGAAUGACAUUGUUGUAUGAACUGACAGCUAAACAUGACAAGAUGUUGUACUAUAUACGAAAUAAAUUAGCUGCCCUAAUUGUUGCUAUAGCCAGGAAUGAUUGGCCGCAUCUUUAUCCAGACUUUUUCAACAACAUUGUGGAGCUUCUAAAAUAUGAUGGCCAAAGAUGUAUAGUCGGUUUGGUGUUGGCCCAAACAGCUAGUGAAGAAUUAGGUGCUGCUAGAGAUACCGGUGUAUUACUCCCUUCUGCACGGCGAAGUCAAUUGGAGAGGUUAAUGCUUAAGGGAAUGCCACAAAUGCUUGCAGCUCUUAACAAUAUUCUGGAAAAAAAUGCUGAAAAGGAAGGUCAGUCUAAUCCACCUCCUUCCCCAACUUCUGGCAUGCCACAGACUUCAGCUCUACCAGAUUUACUUGCUAAUGCCCAUGAUGUACAAUCAAAUGAAAAGAACAUGAACAUGGAGAUAGUAGUUAAAUGUCUCACUACAUUACAGCAUUUAUUCUCUUGGCUUCCGCUGUCAUCUCAUGUCCCACCAUCUCUAGUCACAACUGUUUUCUACUGGGGAAGUACAGCCACCCAGUCUCAGAGCGUAGAGGCAGCGUUAGCGGGCCUGGGUGGGGUGUGUGAGUUGCUGUACAGACGAUACGCGCCACCAUCUUCCGCGGCAACUGCUUUGCGUUUACAUCACUGCGCGUUACGCCUGUUGCGUCAUCUCACGCACAAUCCACACAACAUGCAGAGAACGCAUCACGAGUAUUUAAAUAAGUUAUCGGAAUUCUUAAAGUUAUUUGUCUCGUUGCAUUUCAAAAGACUUGAAGCGGAACCCGAAUUUGACGCUAUAGAGUUCUUGUCAUAUUUGUUCCAGUUUACAUUCCAGGUGCCGACGUGUGAAACGUUUAUAAGCUGUUUGGAUAUAUGGCUACAAUUUAUUGAUGUGUUAAAACCUGAAGAUACUGCCAAGUAUUGGGAGGCUCUUCAGGCGCUUGUAAUCGGUAUUCUAAACAAGAUACAGUUCCAGCAUAAUAAAGCGCAAUUACAGCACCUCGACAAUGACGUUUGUGAUGACGAUGGUGAAACUGAAUGGCAGACAUUUUUAAAACACUGCAUCGAAUGCAUUGCUCGAGUGGCCGAUUUAGCUUCGUUGGAAGUGUUCACAGCUGUGAUGGAGCGUUGGCAAGGCUUAGCAGGCGUACACGCACGUCUAGUAGGACGUGGCGCGGGGGCUGCGGUCGCGGGAAACGCGCCCGACGCAGAUCGAAUGCUAGCGGCACUUCUGGACUUGGCUACUCUCACAAGGUUACUGGGAAGGUUGGCACCGGCCCUGUUGAAUGAUGCCGAAAGCGAGGGGGGUGCUAACGCAGCUCGCGGCGCAGCGGGUGCCGCGCUAGUGGAACGGUGUGCGCACGCGUUGUCCGCCGCCGCACUCACGAGACCGCAUCAGACCGCACCGCACGCGCACGCACACGUUACUCUUCACGCAGAGAUGUUCGCCUGUAUGGGUGCGUGGUGCUGCUACGCGAGUGAAUGCAACGUGCCCUUACAUACAAUGGAGGGACUGUUCGCCGUUGCCGUGCCUUUUCUCAUACCACAUGAAGUGCCGGAACCGCCAUUAUUGUGUCACGCGGCAGCUCAUCUCCUGCUAAGUUUAUCAAAGAAUGUGAAGUUUUCAAGAGAUCCUAUUACAUUGUGUGGAGAUCUUUAUCAUCAUGCAGAGAGAUCUUUACACUAUCUAGAACCAAAGACGGCCGGUGUAGUGCGUGAGGCUCUAGUGGCAAUGGCCUUAUCUAGAGGCCCCAGUGGUGUGGGAGCGGGUGGUGACGCGGCAAGGGCUCUGAUUUCGUCGUGGGCCGGGGCUCUAACAACCGCAGGGCCUAAGGUUGCGUUGCCUCCGCUUACUGAAUUGCUGCACGCGUUCGCUGAUGCGCCAACUAAUUCUAAAAAGAUAAUAGCGGAAAGCAUGUGUUGGGCUGCGGAAAGUGCUCUCCGUAUGUUAUGUGAGCCGAGUUGGUCGGCUGCUGAAUCGGAAAUUACGGCGUUCUUCCUCGCAUUGUUCACAGCCCUAUUGCCACAACUUGGCCCCUUCUCUUACACCGCUAUUGAAUUGUUCUUGCAAGUUGCGCAAAAAGAAUCUGGUGACAACGAAGGUAGCUUGGAGCGGCUGGUGGAAUGCGUGCGGCUUGGCGUAGAGGCCGGUGGCAACGGCGUGCGCGUGCGUGGCGUGCUCGAUCUUCUUCACUCGCACGUGCUGCCUCGUGCUACGUUGCACGCGCCGGAACUUGUACGCGCCGCUCACAGGGCUCUUGCCAGUGUGCUAAUAUAUCGUUGGCGGUAUUUCUUCCCUUCCAAAUGCGAAGCGGAGGAAAGUGAGAGAAGGUUAACGGAGUUCCGUGGCGCGCUCACGGCCUUUGGACGCGCAUUGCUCUUGUCAGAUAUAGAACUACUACGACAUACGCUACGGACCCUUGAUCUAUUAGAUACUAAGUGGAAACUGUAUCAUAAGGCGAUAUUCCGUUCAGAAUUCAUGGGCGAGUUUUUGUCAGUACUACUGAGUGGUGUUUGUGAAGGCGGAGCGCGUGCGUUACUUCGAGACGAAGUAUUAGCAUGCGCACACGCAAUGGCCACAGUUGACUUCCCGACAUUUCGGACGGGCUUUCUUCCUCACUUUCUUGCCUCGCUGCCGGAUCUGGCAACAGAACACGUACAACAUCUAGCAGACUUCCCACCAGAUACGGAUCUGCCGACAUUCACACAGAACAUUCUUCGUCUUAUGAAUGACGUAAACUGCUAUCGUGCGUACAGAACACUUUCGUUGCCCUCUAUGGACGCCUAAAUGUCAUCGAAAAUUAUCUCGAAUUUUUAUACGUUUUUAAGGUGUAGCUUUAGCACAAUUUUAUUAAAAUACAUAUGUA